GUUGUGGAGUGCGAGAGAGCAUCGAUUGCGAUACCGGUAUUUCAUCUACUGUCCUGACAUGUAACUAAUGGCGCAAACUUUAAAUCCUAAAUUUUUGACGUAUUUUCAAGUACUCACCUGAGUCACCUUCUGGAUCGGACAUCCUGAGGAUAAUCCUGGCCAAGGCUCCAUCAAGGAACGAUUUGCGAAAUUAGAAGCGGACGAUCUCCGAUCUUUAAAUCGCUCAUUCCUGUGCCACAAGAUGUUUCUUUUUCUUCAUGCCGUUCCUCGACAUUGUGUGGUAGUUCACCAUGCCACUUUCGUUCAAUCGUGCCGCUGAAGUUCUGGCCACAGCCAGCUUCAUUGUUGGUGCAAUCGCGAGUCCAUUCGUUACAGACUCACGACGAAAUGUUUCGUACCAAGGGAUUACUACAAGUCCGGGGAUCGAAACUUUUCUCGGUCUCCCAUAUGGCAAAGAUACGAGUGGUGACAGGAGAUUUGCACCUCCAGAGCCUUUCGCACCACCAUCAGGAUAUGUUUUCAAUGCCACUGCUGCGGGACCAUCUUGCCCACAAGCAUCAGGUGGAGGGUUUCUGUUCGAAACAAAUGUUACUUAUAUAUCAGAAAACUGCUUAAAUCUCCUUCUUUCAAGACCAUCCAAUAUCAGUCAUGGUACAAAGCUUCCCGUUAUGGCGUAUAUUUAUGGAGGUGGACUCAACAGCGGAACAGCAUAUGCCAGAACUAAUCAGCCAGACGGGCUCAUUCAACAAUCGAUUGAGAACGGAUAUCCAGUGAUUUAUGUUGCCAUGAACUAUCGUCUGAAUAUUUUCGGCUUUGCGACCUCUGAUGCACUCAGAGGCAACAAGUCUUUGAAUGUCGGUCUUCGUGAUCAAAGGCUAGCUCUCGAGUGGGUCAAGGACAAUGUCCACCUAUUUGGAGGCGACCCAAAUAAUGUCACAAUAUUUGGACAGUCUUCUGGGGGUCUGAGUGUAGAGAUGCAAGUUCUUGCUUACGGCAGUGAAAAGCCUGUUCCUUUCCAAGGCGCAAUCAUGCAGAGUACUGCACUUGAGCCGACAAUGGCCAGCAACAUCAGCUUCAAUGCAACAUCUGCAAUUGCCGUGGCUGCUGGCUGUAAUGCUACCGAUGCUUUUUCCACUUCGCCAUCCAUGAUCGACUGCCUGCGCUCACUUCCAAUGGAAAAGCUCUUGAACCUAACUCUCGACUUUAUCGAUGAAACAUCAGCCAACAACGACGGAGACAUUUUCUUGCCAACCGUUGACCAGGACUUCCUCCCAGACCUCUCAAGCAAGCUAGUGGCGGAAGGCAAAUUCCCCAAAAUCAAAAUAAUGACAGGCUGGAUGGAGAAUGACGCUACUCUCUUCACUAACUCCGCCAUCAAAACACCCAACGACACCCGAUCCUUCUUCGAGCUCUACUAUCCAGGCUUAAACUCCACAACCCUAACCAACCUCCUAUCUCUCUAUCCCGUAUCCGAUUUCAGCCCCAACACAACCGCCAACCUCUCCGCUGAAUUCUACCGCAGCGCUGAAAUAUUCCGUGACAUUCUCCUCACGUGUCCCUCAUUCUACUUCGCAUCCGCUAUGGCGAAGAAAUACCCCAACAGCACGGAACCGCCCGUCUAUCUAUACUCCGGAAACCAAACAAUUCUAGGGAACUACCUCAAUUCAACAGGUCUCCCGGGUUUAGGCGUAAUUCACACAUCUGAACUCUCUUAUCUGUACGGCAAUCUGUCUAUCUUCAAUGUCACGGAUGCUGGGUUGCCGGGAUACCAUUUUGAUCCUUCGGCGUCGGAUUAUGAGCUUGCGAGGCAGCUGCCUAGGUCAUGGAGCUCGUUUGCUGCGACGGGGAAACCGAGUCUGGUGGGGAAGGAUACGUUGCCUGGUUGGACGAGUGCAUAUCCGGAUGGGAAGGGUGAGGGGAUUGUGUAUGUUAUUGGAGGUGCGGAGGAGGGGAUGGCAGCGGCUAAUCAAGGGAUUAUGAAGGAGAGGUUGCGUGAAAGGUGUGGGUUCUUGAAUAGUGCUGAGGUUAUUGAGCAGUUGCAGUAUUAGUCUGGGCGGUAGUAAUGUCUCGAUGGAGAUGAAAAGAAGUGGUUUGAAUGGUCAUCUCAAUCUGUUCUAUACCAAUUUUUAACCUCAUUCUAAUCCCAAUGUCUCACGUUAUUUGUGACUUUGGUAUCUCUUGUCUGUAUCUCUUGCUGUUGUGUUUCGAGCAUCGACUUUGGAGUUUGCGUUGAUAGCGAGGUAAUUUCAUAGCGGGGUUGCGACUUGAAAGCCAAUAAAUCUGCGGCGAUGUAUAUCUAUCCACUAGAAUCGCGCCUCUUUGAGGUUUGACGAGCUGGAUUUUCCCUCGAGUCUGGGAAAUAGCUUCCACACUUACUUUAUCAACACCAGGAUGAUUUCUCCUCAGACUCUUACUGGCGACCAUGGCUAUGUCUGAUACUGAAUUUUGUUUCAAUUCGAUCUAAACCUCCGUCUUGUCACACUCUCUCGCAGCCUCGACUUCUUCCCACGUUCCAU
This is a messenger RNA of Mollisia scopiformis, 2516 nucleotides long. Its product is annotated as alpha/beta-hydrolase. The transcript has 4 exons. Bases 291 to 2048 code for a protein of 585 amino acids. The record is from RefSeq and is a predicted model, not a curated record. Lineage: Eukaryota; Fungi; Ascomycota; Leotiomycetes; Helotiales; Mollisiaceae.